CAUUCUCUGUGGUCUGUUGUCUGUGUCUGCUGCCUGGACGCACUUGUCUAUCUCUCCACCAGGACCAGGACCAGGACCAUGUGGUGUCUCUGUGCAGACAUGAGGCCACCCCUAGUGACCGGGUAACUUCAUGAGACCAUCAGAGUCCAGUCCCCCGUAAACUUGGCUGGUGUGAUGAGUCUGACAACCUGCCGUUGCCUUUGACGCAGGGCAGCCGCGCCGCGCCGCGCUGUGCCGCGCCGCGCUGCAUGCGCUGCGCACCUCUUAAACCUGCCACAAGCUAUUCAAAAAAAGUACGUGACUUCGGUCCUCUGGAAUCAGCCGAAACUGACAUGAACUCUUGCUGACGGACACGGUGAUUUGAGCGCUGUCUGUGCUGUGGGAGUCGAGGGACCCGGGCUGUGGAGCCCCAGUCACGGGCUGAAGCGGCAGCUGAACCGGAUCUGAGAACACCGCUCCUCCGCAGCAACAAGAAGACACAGAGUUUUGCCAGUAAUUGCUUAUUUAUGUGUUUGUAUGUUUUCUUGUAUGGAUUGUGAUGCGGGGCGGGAUCGAGUCCCCGCGCAGAGGAAUUUGGCGCAACGCGUUAGAUGCAACAAACAGCUGGAAAUCAUCUGUCUGACCUGACACUGACAGAGGAAACACCUGUUCCUGCUUUCUGUGGAAAGAAAGGUUUCUGGAAGAAUGUGAAAUUGGAGGUGCUGAGACUUUAAAGCUUUGCCACAUCUAUUACUUCAGACGGGUAUGUCGGACACAGGUACCUGUAGCACUGAAAACCCCUGGGAUUGGCGUUUUGUUGGUGCCCGCUGUGAGUGACCUAGCCCUCGAGACGAGGGAAAUCCAUCGACUGGCUUGUCCCGUUUCUGCCACACAGCAUACACCGCCUUCCUCUCUGUCGACUGUGAUUAUAUCACUGCUGCCCAACUCACAGCAACAUGGUGAGGGGUUCAAAGACCCCGAUUGUCUCCAGCUACUGCUUCCUCUUUCUGCUGAUGCUUAAGAGCUGCUGGUUGUUAGGCUCCACCUCGCAGAAGCCUGUAGUACUGGUGGACUCCCAGCAGCCCCAGCAGGAGUACGCACAUUCUAUCCGGCUGGAUGGGGACAUAAUCCUAGGCGGCUUGUUUCCGGUGCAUGCUCGUGGUGAGAGGGGUGUGCCGUGUGGUGAGCUGAAGAAAGAAAAGGGAAUCCACAGACUUGAGGCAAUGCUGUUUGCCAUCGACCUCAUCAACAAGGACCCGGAGCUGCUGCCCAACAUAACUCUCGGGGCACGGAUUCUGGACACAUGUUCACGUGACACCUAUGCUCUGGAGCAGUCGCUCACCUUUGUCCAGGCGCUCAUCGAGAGGGAUGGUUCUGACGUGCGCUGCGCAAAUGGUGACCCACCCAUCUUUGCUAAACCGGAUAAAGUGGUGGGUGUCAUUGGGGCGUCGGCCAGCUCUGUGUCAAUAAUGGUGGCCAACAUCCUGCGACUGUUCAAGAUUCCUCAGAUCAGCUACGCAUCGACAGCCCCAGAGCUUAGCGACAACACCCGCUAUGACUUCUUCUCCCGCGUGGUCCCUCCAGACUCCUACCAGGCUCAGGCCAUGCUGGACAUUGUGACGGCGAUGGGCUGGAACUAUGUUUCCACGCUAGCCUCCGAAGGAAACUAUGGCGAAAGCGGCGUGGAGGCCUUCGUCCAGAUCUCCAGAGAACUGGGCGGCGUCUGCAUCGCUCAGUCUCUGAAAGUUCCUCGAGAGCCGAGACUCGGUGAGUUUGACAAGAUCGUUCUCCGUCUGCUGGAGACGCCCAACGCCCGCGCUGUCAUCAUGUUUGCCAACGAGGACGACAUCAGACGAAUCCUGGACGCGGCCAAACGUAACAACCUAACGGGUCACUUCCUGUGGGUGGGCUCUGACAGCUGGGGCUCUAAGAUCUCUCCGGUGGUCCAGCAGGAACGCGUGGCUGAGGGCGCCAUCACUAUCCUCCCCAAGAGGGCUUCUGUGGAUGCGUUUGACCGUUACUUCAAGAGCCGCUCGCUGUCCAACAAUCGCAGAAACGUCUGGUUUGCUGAGUUCUGGGAGGAAAACUUUGGCUGUAAGCUGGGGAUGCACGGCAAGAGACCGGGAAGCCCAAAGAAAUGUACUGGGUUGGAGAAAGUUGGCCGGGAUUCCUCCUACGAGCAGGAGGGCAAGGUGCAGUUUGUGAUGGAUGCUGUGUAUGCCAUGGCCCAUGCUCUUCACCACAUGCACCGCGAGCUGUGCACUGGAUACCCCGGGCUGUGUCCCCGCAUGGCCAACAUCGACGGCAAAGAGCUGCUGGCUCACGUCCGUGCUGUUAACUUCAACGGAAGUGCAGGAACACCAGUCAUCUUUAACGAGAACGGCGAUGCCCCGGGACGCUAUGACAUCUUCCAGUAUCAGAUCAACAACAGGUCCACAGCAGAGUACAAGGUCAUCGGACACUGGACCAAUCAGCUGCAUCUAUAUAUGGAUACUCUGCAGUGGACCACCGGUGACUCUUCCCUGCCUUCCUCGGUGUGCAGUCUGCCCUGCAGGACUGGUGAGAGGAAGAAAGUGGUGAAGGGUGUCCCGUGCUGCUGGCACUGUGAGCGGUGUGAAGGAUACCACAUCCAGGCCAGCGAGUUCACCUGUGAGCUCUGCCCCUACGAGAUGAGACCUGACCGGAACCGCACCGGCUGCCAGGCCAUACCUAUCAUCAAGCUGGAGUGGCACUCACCCUGGGCACUGGUGCCCGUCUUCAUCUCUGUCUUGGGUAUCAUAGCGACCACCUUUGUCAUUGUCACGUUUGUGCGCUACCACGACACUCCCAUCGUACGCGCCUCUGGACGGGAGAUGAGCUAUGUUCUCCUGACGGGUAUCUUCCUGUGUUACAUAGUCACCUUCCCCAUGAUUGCAGCACCAGAUGUUGUAGUCUGCUCUUUCCGUCGCAUCUUCCUGGGCCUGGGCAUGUGCUUCAGCAACGCUGCACUGCUCACCAAGACCAACCGCAUCCACCGCAUCUUCGAGCAGGGCAAGAAGGCCGUGACGGCACCACGUUUCAUCUCACCCGCGUCCCAACUGGUCAUCACCUUUUCGCUGAUCUCUGUCCAGCUGAUGGGGGUCUUCAUGUGGUUCACCGUCGACCCGCCGCACACCUUCGUGGAUUACGGGGAGCAGCGCACACAGGACCCCGGGAAUGCGCGCGGCGUGCUGAAGUGUGACAUCUCCGACCUGUCACUCAUCUGCUCCCUGGGAUACAGCAUCCUCUUGAUGGUCACGUGCACUGUUUACGCCAUCAAGACACGAAGCGUGCCGGAGACCUUCAACGAGGCCAAACCCAUUGGAUUUACUAUGUACACAACCUGCAUCAUCUGGCUUGCUUUCAUUCCCAUCUUCUUUGGCACAGCACAAUCAGCAGAGCGGAUGUACAUCCAGACGGCCACGCUGACCGUCUCCCUCAGCCUCAGCGCCUCCGUCUCUCUGGGAAUGCUUUACAUGCCAAAGGUGUACAUUAUCAUCUUCCACCCGGAGCAGAACGUCCCCAAACGCAAGCGCAGCUUCAAGGCCAUUGUCACCGCCGCCACCAUGACCAGCAAGCUGUCGCAUCUGGCGGCCGAGCGGCCGAACGGCGAAGUCAAGACGGAGCUGUGCGAGGGUGUGGAGGCCAGUGUGCCACCAACAAAAACCACCUACGUGAGCUACACCAACCACGCGAUGUGAGAAUACAAAAGGCCUCAAGCAAGGACGCCCUUAACAAAAAGACUUGUGUCAGACAAAGACGGGGAUGUCACCAGAGUGCAAAGACGGAGACGCUCUGAACAAACUGAAACAAACAGAGCAACUAACUGUACCAACACAUCUGUGGUGUCUUUGUGUUCACAGAUAACAGAGGCCCCCUGAGCAGCGCCCAAACCCUGAGAUCGCAACUCUCCGAGACCACGAAAAAGCAGGACGGUGACCUGAAAAAGUAAAAAUAAAAAAAAGUCUUAAAAAAAGAAGAAAAAGAAAAAAGAAUUUGUGGAGACCAAACGUAUUUGUUGUAAUUCUAACUGUUCGUUUUAACGGGAAAAAAAAAAAAAAUAGUGGUUGUGAAAUUUUCUGAUUCUUGUCUCAUGUCGUCCGUCCAUUGACCUGCAUUAUGGGAUGAGUCCAUCGCUGUUUUUUCGGCUAAAUGAACUGUAGCUUUUGGUUGUGAAUUGUCUAAAUGCCAUGGUUGACCUGAAGCAUGCUAGUUUUUUAUACAAAGGAUCUAUUUAUAAUAAAGGAAUGUUUAACAA
This is a messenger RNA of Solea senegalensis (Senegalese sole), 4255 nucleotides long. RefSeq names its product metabotropic glutamate receptor 8-like. The record is from RefSeq and is a predicted model, not a curated record. Gene Ontology annotation, biological process: regulation of synaptic transmission, glutamatergic; G protein-coupled glutamate receptor signaling pathway. The coding region runs from base 936 to 3698 and encodes 920 amino acids. Gene Ontology annotation, molecular function: group III metabotropic glutamate receptor activity. Gene Ontology annotation, cellular component: membrane. The transcript is spliced from 11 exons. NCBI's taxonomy places the organism in Eukaryota, Metazoa, Chordata, Actinopteri, Pleuronectiformes, Soleidae.